AUGGAUAUCUGGAGACUCGUAGCAGUAGUAUGGCUUUUCAAACCGCAUGUCGAAGGUCGGAUUGGGAUUGGUAGGUUUUUAACAAGCUUCGUGGACAAUGAGAGGAAACCUACGAUGGUGGUGUUUCAUGGGAUUUGUUGGAAUGAUCCCGUCAAACUCCAUGUGAUGAAAGAGCUGUCCAAAGCUGGUAUUCGGGGCUCUGACUCCAUGUCAAAGAGAACUUCCUUCAUAGACCACACCGUGUUGUUGCUCGCCGACCUGAACUGCCCGGGAACUGACGAGUUGAUUAUGAAUGCAACUGAACGGGAACUGCACCGGCUGCCGUACCGCUGGCUGGUGUUAUCGGACGCGCCCCCACUGCUGCAAGCCUCGCUCUGGGACCUGUUUCUGGUAGACAGCGAGCUGGUGCUCGCUACUGUUGACGGGGCAGGCUACACAAUGACUGAGGUCUACAAGCCAUCUCCUACCAGCCCUGCCAUCCUGACACCCCGUGGCACGUUCCAACAAGUCCUGAGAGACACCCGGCCCCAUCGGGAACUCUUCCGCCGUCGUCGGGACCUCAUGGGCGCUCCGUUGACCAUAACGAAUACUAUUCAGGAAAGCAACUCAUCGAUAUAUCAUUUGCUGCAAGAGGACUCGCUGGAACUAGAGCAUGAUCUCAUCAGCAAGAACUCGUAUACCCUCGCAAAAGUGGCGUUCCUCACGCUGAACGCAACCCCCGUGGCCACGUUCACAAACAGCUUCGGCUACUUGCAAAACGGACAGUGGACCGGGCUCAUCAGAGAGUUGUUCGAAUAUAACGCUGACAUUGGGACAAAUGUCGGAAUGAGUCAAUCUCGUCUCAAACAAGUGAUGUUCCUUGAUCCUCUGGACAACGGCCGAGCCCGCUUCGUCUUCCGCCAGCCCGCGCUCUCUCUCACCGCUAACAUCUUCUCUCUCCCUUUCUCCCCUGGCGUGUGGAUGGCUACUGGUAUAUCUUCAUUCGUCGCUGGUGUGGCGUACUAUUUGAGCACGAGGCUGGUAAAGACGAGAGCCGAGCAGGGGACGGUGAGGGACGCGUAUCUGCUGACUAUGAGUGCGCUCAGUCAGCAGGGAUGUGAAGUUCAGCCGAGACAUGUGUCAGCUCGCAUCGUCCUGUGGGUGGUCUUCACAUCAAUGAUGGCGCUGUUCGCGGCGUACGGCGCCAACAUCGUGGUGUUACUGCAGGCCCCCUCGACUUCAGUCAACAGCCUCGCGACCCUCGCCAAGUCUAAGCUGGCGCUGGGCGCUGCCGAUGUCAACUAUAACCACUUCCUUUUUAGAGCUUCUUCGGACCCGGUACGCAACGAUAUAGCAAAGAGAGUUAACUCAGAUAAAGGACCCAAAGCAUUCUACGGAUUGACUGAAGGCGUCGAAAAAAUUCGAAAGGGUCUAUUCGCCUUCCACAGUGUAGUAGAGCCUGUGUAUCGUCAGAUCGACAGGACCUUCCAAGAGAAAGAGAAAUGCGACCUGAUGGAACUUGACUACAUUGGAUACGCUGCUUUCCACGUGCCUGGCAGCAAGAAAUCACCGUAUCUAGAGCUGCUGAGAGUCACUUUCAAACGAUUGCGAGAGGUGGGCAUCAAAUCCGCAGUCAAUUUCCGCUAUGAAGCGCGCAGGCCAUCAUGCAAGGAAUCGGUCGCCAUGUUUAGCAGCGUGGGCAUAACGGAGAUGCGUCCCGUGUUGAUAUUCAUGGCGUACGGCGUAGCGCUGAGCGUAGCCGUCACCGCGGCAGAGCUGCUCGUGUUCCAUGCGUAA
Molecule: messenger RNA, 1776 nt
Organism: Cydia amplana
Lineage: Eukaryota; Metazoa; Arthropoda; Insecta; Lepidoptera; Tortricidae
Product: glutamate receptor ionotropic, kainate 2-like
Exons: 11
Coding region: 1-1776 (591 amino acids)
Cellular component (GO): membrane
Molecular function (GO): ligand-gated monoatomic ion channel activity
Source: RefSeq, a predicted model, not a curated record